Messenger RNA from Carassius auratus (goldfish), 2480 nucleotides. Its product is annotated as F-box only protein 42-like. Gene Ontology annotation, molecular function: ubiquitin-like ligase-substrate adaptor activity; protein binding. Gene Ontology annotation, cellular component: SCF ubiquitin ligase complex. Lineage: Eukaryota; Metazoa; Chordata; Actinopteri; Cypriniformes; Cyprinidae. The transcript is spliced from 10 exons. Bases 168 to 2033 code for a protein of 621 amino acids. The record is from RefSeq and is a predicted model, not a curated record.
CGUGUGUGCGUGCGUGCGCGCUCGCGAGCGGAGUGAAGAUGGCGGAUGUUUGGAGUGGGGCGCUUCAUGAGAGCAGCUGAUAAAGAGAAACACAAACAAACAUCAGCGGAGAAGAAGAAGAGGAAGAGAGACGGACCGAGACCCCGGCAGACAGAUAAGUUGACGUCAUGUCCGGCUGCGCAGACGGCGAGCACAGCUGCGCGGUCGCCAUGGAGACGGAGGAGGUGCCGCCGGGCGCGCGCAGCCUGGACGAGCUCCCCGAGGAGGUGCUGGAGUACAUCCUGUCCUUCCUGUCACCCUACCAGGAGCACAAGACCGCUGCACUGGUCUGCAAGCAGUGGUACCGCCUCAUCAAAGGUGUGGCGUAUCAGUGUUAUCAUGGUUUCCUGAGGGCCGUUCAGGAGGGAAACAUCCAGUGGGAGAGUCGCACAUAUCCAUAUCCUGGAACACCGAUAACACAACGCUUCUCACACAGUGCGUGUUACUACGACUCGAAUCAGUCGAUGUAUGUGUUCGGCGGCUGCACUCAGAGCAGCUGUAACGCAGCGUUUAAUGAUCUGUGGCGUCUGGAUCUCAACAGUAAGGAGUGGAUCCGGCCGCUGGCGUCAGGCUCGUACCCGUCUCCUAAAGCCGGAGCGACGCUGGUGAUGUUCAGGGAUCUGCUGGUUCUGUUCGGCGGCUGGACGCGGCCCAGUCCAUACCCUCUGCAUCAGCCCGAGCGCUUCUUCGACGAGAUACACACCUACUCACCCUCCAAGAACUGGUGGAACUGCAUCGUGACGACUCACGGGCCGCCUCCGAUGGCGGGACACUCGUCCUCUGUGAUGGGCAGCACUAUGGUGGUGUUCGGAGGCUCUCUGGGCGCGCGGCAGAUGAGUAACGAGGUCUGGGUUCUGGAUCUGGAGCAGUGGUCCUGGUCCAAACCGGCCGUCAGUGGCCCGUCUCCUCACCCUCGCGGGGGACAGUCUCAGAUCGUGAUCGACAGCGAGACCCUGCUGAUUCUGGGAGGCUGCGGCGGGCCGAACGCUCUGCUGAAGGAUGCGUGGCUGCUGCACAUGAGCGCCUCCCCCUGGACGUGGCAGCAGCUGCGUGUGGAGAACGAGGAUCACGGUGCGCCGGAGCUCUGGUGUCAUCCGGCCUGCAAGUGUGGUCAGUGUGUGGUGGUGUUCUCUCAGGCUCCGUCGGGUCGAGCUCCUCUCAGUCCCAGUAUGAACUCUCGUCCCUCGCCCAUCAGCUCCACACCGGCUCCUCUGGGGCCGGACCCGCCCUCGCUGCGCUCUCAGUCUCCGGUGCGGGGCGGAGCGGCAGGUGUGGUGUUGGGCGCGGUCGAGGAGGCUCCCUGUGUGAACGGGCGCUGGGGGACCCUUCGGCCCCGAGCGUCGGCCCGAGCCUCGCCCUCACGGGGCCCCGACAGCCCACCGCUGCUCAACGGCUCCUCACCCUCCACCAGCCCGGCGUCUCCACCCACACGCCCACAGGUGGAGUACAGCUGGGACGACCUGCCCUCUUCUAACGGGCUGCACACGCCUCCGCUGGCCGGGUCACCGUGCACCCCUCCGGGCGCUGUUUCUCCCGCCGCCCUGCGCCGCGGUCUGGAGGCCGCCAAAGCUUCCUCCUCGCUGCCGUCCUCCUCCUCACUGUCCCAGCCGGGUGUGUCCACGCCUCCCGCCUCCUCCAGCCCCCCGCAGGCCUCCGACGGACCCCCCAUCCCACCCAUCGCCCGCCGCCUCGCCCACCACCCGCCGCAGAGCCUGAACGUGGGCAAGCCGCUCUACCAGUCGCUCAACUGCAAGCCCAUGCAGAUGUACGUGCUGGACAUCUCUCGUGCCAAGUCGGGCGGCGUGGUGUCGUGGCGGGCGUACGGGAGCGGAGGAGCACCCAGCGCGGUCACCGGGCCGCCCGAGACCAGCCUGCACACAGUGGUUCAGGGCCGCGGAGAGCUCAUCAUCUUCGGAGGCCUGAUGGACAAAAAGCAGAACGUGAAAUAUUACCCCAAAACCAACGCCUUGUACUUCGUCCGCGCCAAGAGGUGAUGGAGGAGCGCCGCCUGCUGCCGUACACUAACUUAGUCUAACACAACUCCACACGUAUACAGGACACUCAAACAUAGAUGUGCUUUCAGUUUCUGAGCGAGCGGAUGAUGCUUUAGUCCUGACAGAGAACUCUAGCAGGGAAUCUUUUAUUGUUUGGCACAUUUGACCCUCUGAAACGCUGAUCUGACAGAAGAAAACCGGCCACUGGAGGAGGAACUGAUGAAAUUGACCUUUUUUUACCACUCUUUCGGCCUGCAAUGUUUACAUUACGUGUGUGUGUGUGUGUGUGUGUGUGUGUGUGUGUGUGAGAGAGUGCUGUUGAGGGAAUGAGACUGUGGAUUGUAAACAGAAAUAAAGUUCUUCAUGUCUUAAUUCUCUGAUAUAAUGUCACGUGAUCUUUGACUAUAACAGAAUAAAGCUGUGUGGUCAUCUCCGUUCACACAAUUC